Colossoma macropomum (tambaqui) is the source of this 4529-nucleotide messenger RNA. It is a transcript of the gene tprg1l, whose product is annotated as tumor protein p63 regulated 1-like. Bases 142 to 990 code for a protein of 282 amino acids. The transcript has 6 exons. The record is from RefSeq and is a predicted model, not a curated record. Lineage: Eukaryota; Metazoa; Chordata; Actinopteri; Characiformes; Serrasalmidae. Gene Ontology annotation, cellular component: cytoplasm.
UCUCUCACUAAGCAAAACAAGCUUCGGAAGACUUGAGCGGCGUUUCCCUGCAGGAAACAGCUCCGUUCAGCUCAUACGGUGUCGUUUAUUCGAGGUUGUCCUAAAGCUCGGCGUCGACUGCUGCACUUUCAGCCCGAUACAAUGCUGCAGCUGAACGACACCGUGGAGCCUGAGAGUCCUGGGGCCGCAGUGCUACACGCAGCCGAGGUGGAGGACGGGGUGGAGGUUGCCUUCACGCCGCCUGCGGCCCGUCACAGUCGUGGCUUUGAAGCCGCCUCCGUAGCCUGCUGCUCCCCGCUACAGAAACUAACGCCCUUUCGCGUCCACAACCCAACGAUGCAGGCAAAAGUCAAGGAUUACUUUGUGUUUAGGCCAGGAACCAUAGAGCAAGCAGUGAACGAUAUCCGCACAGUGGCCUUGCCUUCAGAAGAUGGUGAAGUUCUGAGUGUGUGGCUUUUGGCAGAAAUUGAUCACUGGAACAAUGAAAAGGAGAGACUGGUGCUGAUAACAGAGAGAUCUUUGCUGGUUUGCAAAUAUGACUUCAUAAACUUGCAGUGUCAGCAGGUCAUCAGAAUUUCCUUGAAUGCCGUGGACACAAUUUCGGUCGGGGAGUUUGAGUUUCCCCCUAAAUCUCUCAACAAGAGAGAAGGCACUGGUAUCCGUGUGCAGUGGGAUAAACGGCCGAGGCCUUCAUUCCUAAACCGUUGGAACCCCUGGUCCACUGACAUGCCCUACGCCACAUUCACAGAGCACCCAAUGGCCCACGCUGAUGAAAAGGUGGCUUCCCUCUGCCAGCUGGAGAACUUUAAAACUCAGCUUAUCCAAGCUGUAAAGAAGGCCCACAAGGAGUGCCCCAUCCCAGGACGGGCCAACGGAGUGCUGCUGCUGGAGCGGCCCCUCCUAAUAGAGACUUACCUUGGCAUCAUGUCCUUCAUCAACAACGAGGCCAAACUAGGCUACUCCAUGACCAGGGGCAAAAUUGGCUUCUAGUUCUCCCUGAUCACCAACCAGGCACCACCACUGACUGGUAUCGCUACACUCAAGAAUGUCAAGCUAAGUGAACCCUUUUGUGUCGCUUGCCAGAUGUCAGUGGGGGUGCCCUCUCCACCCUGACAGUAUGUGUCACUGACUCUGCAGCAUGUGCCGGGAAGCAUCUGAUGCCAACAUUGAUGCCUCCUUACUGGGCAGUUCCAUCCAGCUUUUCCCCCCUCUGUGCCCCACAACCUACCAAAUGGAUUUUUAAAGAGUCUGUUUGAUGAUGUGGGAUGAGUUGGAGUACGUGAUGGCUGAUGGAGCUUUGUAUGUAGCAGUGGUAGAAAGGGAUGAACAUAUAUCUGCCAUAAUAACGUUUGGCAUUAGCCAUGAAUAAUUUGACCUCAGAGUCUAAUUUAACUUUUCCCUUUAUUAGCAAGCUAAGAUAGCAGCCUUAGGCCUUUAAGAGGAUCUUUAUACUCAUAAAUCUCUUUUUCAAACAUGGUUCUUUGGGGAACCAAACUGCUUCCUCUGUGGCAUUGUGCAAAAAAACCAUGUGACCCUCUGUGGUCUUUUUUUUUUGUUUUGUUUAAGAGGGAUGUCAAGUCAUUCUCUCACAGUGACAUGAAACCCUGACAGUAAGAAAAUGUUCUUUGUAAUUAAGAAGGUGAAUAGCCAUAAUUUCUUAGUAAUCAAUCAGAAACCUACAGCCAAUUUGUUCUUGCUUUUGAUUUUCUAGACCUUUUAAUGCAGCAGCACUUUGAGUGUCUGUUACUGUGGAAUUAUGUAAUGGCAUCCAUAAGCUUAUGGAACAAAAUUUAGUCCUUAAUGCUUGUUAGAAAAGGAAAAUUGUUAGCAUUAGUUAUCACCAACUUUAAAUUGUAUAGGAGACAGAUGUUUAAAUUCAGCUACUGUGAUGAAAGUUGUGAUAGUAUGUAAAAUGCUAAUAAAAACAAAGCAGUGGUUAGAAAAUUGACCUAUAUAAAACUGAAAACGGUACAGAGCACAAUUUGUUUUAUCUUAUGAAUUUUAUUAUUUUGGGGGUUUUCUGUAAGUAUAUGCUCAUUCCAAACAUGCUGCCUGCACCAUGUUCCAGCAAGUCAGGACACAAGCAUAUUUACCACUGUGUUACAUUACCUUUCCUUUUAAAAGCACUUAAUCAUUUGGGGACUCAAGAUAUUAAUUGAUCCAGUUUUGAAAGUCUAAUUUUUUACCAUUAUACAGUUAAAGAAAGUCUACAGCUGCGCAAACGUACGGGGCUUAGUUAUCAUAUUUUUCAUUUCGUAAUGCGCUGCACGUUUUCAAUAGAAGACAGGCAGGUCAGUCUAACUGAUUACACAACCACACUGUUUUAACAUGUGCACAAUGUUUCUCGCUAUUGCCCUGUUGGAAUAAGCAUGGACAGACUCUGGCUUUUGAACUUCACGCUGGUAACAAUCUGGAUGUUCCUUUUCUUCUUUGCCCUGGAGAACACAACGUCUGUUGUUUCCAUUAUUAAAAACAAUCUGAAAGGUUGACAUAUCACAACACGUUUCUAGUGUGCAACAGUCCAUUUUAGAUGAGCUCAACCCCAGAAAAGUCGGCAGCGUUUCUGGAUGUUAUUGACAUAUGCCUUCCAUAGUGCAUAGAAGUCUUAACUUGCAUUAGUGGAUGCAGCAAUAAACAGUUUGUCAAAGUAUUCCCAAGCCCAUUUGGUGAUGUCCAUCACAGAAGCAUGCUGGUUGUUUAUGCAGUGCCGUCUGAGGGAUCGAAAGUCACGGGCUAUUCAGUUGUGGUUUUUGGCCUUGCUUUUUUUUAUGCAGAGAUUUUUCCGGAUUCCCGUAUUCUUUUGACGAUACAAUGCUCUGUAGGGAGUGAAAUACCUAAAAUCUUUGCAAACACUUGAUAAGAAUGUUGGACUAUUUGCAGAUGCAUUUUUUUUUACCCUUACUUUAGGCCUUUCCUGAAUGGUAUUUGUAUACCCAAGCAUGGGUACAUCACCUAUUCUAAAAUGUUUUCUAUGCAUUUAACAUCUGUAGUCUUAAACUGCUCAUGCCCCAACUAUUUUGGAACAAGCUGUAGGCAUCGAUUUCAGAAUGACCGUAUAUUUACAAAAACCAAUGCUGAUAUGGUAAAACAUUAAAUAUGUUGUCUUUGUACUGCUUGCAUUUAAAUACUGGUCAAAGCAGAAUUACAAACACUACUUCUUGUUUUUUCAUAUGACAUACCAUCACAGCUUUUUUGUAACUUUGUAAACAACACUGAAGGAGUCUGGAAGCAAAGGCUGAUUACUUGUUUAUCCCUAUGUACAGCACCUUAAAUUUAGUGCACUGACUUUUUUUGUUAGAGAGAGAGACCAGCCAGUGAUUUCUGAAUUGAAUUGAAUUCAUUGAAUACAUUGAAUAGGCCACAGAAUUGAAUAAAGCAAAACAUGACAAUUAUAGCUAGUUAAUUAUUCCAGUGAAAUAUGGCUGUUCGUAAACAGGUUUGUUCCUAAUUUAUUUCACUUAAAGCUCGGAAGCACAUGCAUAAUAGUUGGAACAGAUAAGCUGGCUUUCAAUCCAAAUAUUGCCAUUUAUAAUGAAUUAAUUUUACCCUGUUGUACUCACUGAUUAUAAAUAUGAAACAAAUGUCAAUACAUAUAGUUAAUACUAUAUAAAGCUCCACAUUUAAAAAUGAUAGCUGUUCAAAUGGAUUUUCGGAGGCAUUACCACUAGAAGACUUAUCUUAACAACCUUUGGUGUGUCUCAGCUUUAUUAUUCAUUACAUUUCAUCACCUCCAAGUAAUAACAUCAAGGCAUGUUUUAUCAGUAACGUUAGGAAUAAGUCAUAUUAUCAUCAAAUUUGGCAGUGACUUUGUUUUGAAAGAACUCUCUCUUUUUUUUAAUUUGUUUGACUGUCUACUAAUGUUAUUCCCUGCUCAGGUUAGGUUAGCACACUUGCUAGUUUCAAAUGAUAUUAAAAGUUGAAGCAAAGGUGUUUAGCUUGGAGGUGAAUAUGGGUUCUCAGAUGUGUCUUUGCUUGUGCUUGUUUUUAUUUAUACCUUUUUUUUCCUUUUUCUUUUUCCUGCUUUCACUUCAGUGUUUAGUGAUGUAUUUGUACCAAAGUGCUAAAGUCAUAAUGGUGGCACUGUUUCUGAAGUCAGGUUCUUUUCUUCUUCUUUCUUGUGGUAAAAAUGUAUAAAGUUUUGCAUGUCAUCUAUGCAUGUGGUUUACUGGGUGUGAAAAGUCUGGUUUUAUGCAUAUGACAUUUGUACUCUGGUCAUGGCUUCAAAUCACCCAUUACAGCUUUAAAGCACAUUUUCUCUGUCAAAAUAUUUAUAAUUAAGACUCAUAAGUGCAAGAUUACUGUUAUUAAUCAAUUUAUCCACACCUAACUGAUGGGGCAGUUUCUAAAACCCAAAGUAGACCUGGUGUUAGUCGUUCUACUGCAACAAUUUUCCAGAUACAUAUUUAAAAAGAAACCAGCCUCAGCGUUGUAGUCUUAAUUUUGUUGCCAUUACUGCUGAUAUCCAUCCUUUGGGUUUGUACUGUAACAAUGACCGUGCUCAAAGUAAAUAAAAUGACUACAUUCUUUUA